AUGAAGACGGUUCCACGAGAUGUUAAAGUACAUAUAGAUGUGAGUGUGUCGUUGAGCACUAGAAGCUACCUCAAUACAGCUUGCAUCAAUCUCUUCCACAAACUCCAGAGACAUGUCGUUGACGAAUCUGAUGGAACCAUCAAUUGUAUUGGACUUUACCCCGCGCCUCCUCUUCCCGUCCCUCAUAUCUGCUUGAAUCUCUAUAAAGACAAAACCAGUUCACAAGAUCUUCUUUCUCGUCUCGAUUCCCAUCUCCAUAAUCCUUACUUGUCUCGUCAGAUCGUCGAGAAGAUGGCUGAACAAGCGGCUCGGAACAACGGGUUUCUACUAGAACCUUACCUCAUGGCCGUUAACGUUGUUUUGGUCCAAGACGUGUUCCACAAGAUUCCUGUUUCUUGUCUUCCUGGAAAAGAAGAGACCCUAAAGAAAGAAACGACAUGUGCCAUCUGUUUGGAGGAUUUGUGGACUAACAAACAGUUGAAAUUGCCACAUUGUUCGCAUCAGUUUCACUUUAGAUGUAUCAGCAAGUGGUUACAGAGUCGCAACUCUUGCCCUCUCUGCCGUGAAAUUGUGUUCGUAAAGAGUGAUUUUGAGUGA
Messenger RNA from Brassica rapa (field mustard), 597 nucleotides. Its product is annotated as RING-H2 finger protein ATL60-like. Gene Ontology annotation, biological process: protein ubiquitination. The record is from RefSeq and is a predicted model, not a curated record. Lineage: Eukaryota; Viridiplantae; Streptophyta; Magnoliopsida; Brassicales; Brassicaceae.